This is a messenger RNA of Meloidogyne enterolobii, 423 nucleotides long. The record is from the annotation of a GenBank genome assembly. NCBI's taxonomy places the organism in Eukaryota, Metazoa, Nematoda, Chromadorea, Rhabditida, Meloidogynidae.
AUGACUCCAUGUGGAGAGCGUUCAGGAAUCUCUCCAGAAUGUAAACAACUUCCAUUACUCCAUCGGGGACCAGGAAGACCCCCUAAUGCUCUCAAACAACAUUUACAACAAUUAACUCCAACACAGCAACCAAAUUCACAACAAUCUGCUAUAACAUCUGUACUACGUGCACAUUUAAGCCCUAACUUCCCAGCACAUUUGAAUACUCAUAAUCAACAACUAAAUAAGCAUCAACAGACUAAUCAAAUAAUUUCGACUCAUGUACAACAAAAACAACAAUUUAUUCAACAAAAACAAUUACCUAUAGAUCCUCAAAAUGAAAUUCCGUCAUCGACACUACAACAUUCCCAACAAAGGCUGCAAACACCUCCACACUACCCACGUUCAAAUGCACCUCUUAUAAUGGUUAAUCCUUAUCAAUGA